Molecule: messenger RNA, 1458 nt
Organism: Pyricularia pennisetigena
Lineage: Eukaryota; Fungi; Ascomycota; Sordariomycetes; Magnaporthales; Pyriculariaceae
Exons: 1
Coding region: 1-1458 (485 amino acids)
Biological process (GO): positive regulation of TORC1 signaling; positive regulation of GTPase activity
Cellular component (GO): cytosol
Molecular function (GO): GTPase activator activity
Source: RefSeq, a predicted model, not a curated record
AUGUUAAUACCUACUUUACAGCUUUGCCUGGUGCAUUACUGCGACGUCCAUGGGCCUACGCCCUUGAUGGUCACCGAAGGGAUACCGGUGCCCUGCUCCACCUGCUACGAAGAUGAUCCUUCUGAAUUCCCUUUCCCCAACGAGCGGUUACAGUCGGGCGCCCAAACAUCAGCUCAGGUUUCAGCACAGACGGCAAACGCCAUCUCGGAAGCCUUGGGUCAGAUGAAUCUCGGCACCGGCAGGAGUGCGUCGCUUCCCGCUUCCGACCGAGAGAACACGGCAUCGCGGGCCUCGUUACUACGAAGCACAUCGCAUACUACCACGCCUUUGGCCUCGGCAGUGGAAACCCCUCCGGUGAGCCCGCCGCCAACGUCGGGGAAGGACUCGGGCUUCCGGAAGACUUACGACACUCGGCGUGCCAACCCUUGUGAAAACUGUGCCAUGACUCUACCACGCCGGCAGGAAGGUGCCUCAGGCGAUGCAGGCAUAGAUCCGGGUGGCCCAGUCCUGCGUACGCGAGCACCUUAUGCUAGGGUUUUUGACUCGGGUGCAACCUCUGCACGAAGCUCGCAGACUACAUCAUCAUCCUCAUCAGAUACCGAGGAGGCUGGGAAUAAGGGACCGCAGACUGCUCAGCCUGGUCACUACAGGCACUGGCGGACAGGUACGAUUACGUCGACUACCUCCCGAUCAAGCGCCAGCAGCUCAACCACGCGAAGGAGCCAUACGCAUUAUGUUCACUAUACCUCGACCCACGAACCAGGAGAAAGUUCCUUCAAGAUAGUUCGCAACUCGUGCUUGCGUACUUUGUCCUUUGAAAUGCUACCUCGUGCUCCGGCCACUUCCCCACCGGCCGGAGGCUACCAAGGCGUGUCCCCUACUCUCGGACCAAACGUACCAUCACACACCCCGGCCUCGUUUGUGACGACGCACAGCACUGGCGCAGCUGCGUCAGGUGGCCCGAUGUUCUUUGGCGACCCGGCCGCUGGCUACACGACAGCCUACAUCUUCCGCAUACCUGACGUACAUGCUCGCGGCCACAAGCGAGUUUAUGCCUUCUUGGCACUCUCGACGCACCGUGAGCGACAGGCAAUGAAGCCAUUUGGCUUUAUCGCUGCUGCAUUCAGAGACCUCGCUGCUUGGAUCCAGGGUCUUGCGGAAGCCGAAGCUGAGCGAGCUGCCGAAAGCGUCGUUGCGAGUCCCGUCGUUUCAAACUCGCAAUAUCCCGGGAUGUCGGCCUUUGACCAACGCCCUGCUGUUGUUCCCGGAACCAGCAGCUUCCUUGCCGCGGCCGGCAACGGUAUCUCCCGAAGGAUGGGCUCUGGAUUCGGGGGUAGCAUCAGCGCUCCCCGGGCCAGGGGUCUACCGGAGCUUGUUGGCCUUCCCGACUUCUUUAUCGAACUCCACACUCGCUUCGUACGGCUUCUUCUCGAACUGGGCGUCGUGAUCAACUCAUGA